AUGGCCCCUCUUAAUGUUUGCAUGGUUGGUACUGGCGAGUACACGACAGGUUUUGUUGGCGGUGGUGCCUCGGGCUCGGACAAGAAGGUCGGUGUUGUUGGCCUGACACUUUUCGACUUGAGACGACGCGGCAAGGUGGGCAACUUGAGCAUGGUGGGAACUUCAGGAAACAAGUUCCCUGCAAUUCGCGAGCACCUGAACCAGAAUAUCUCACAGGUCUACAACGGCCUCGACACGUCUUUCGAGUCGUACCCUGCAAAUGACCAACGCGAUCCUGAAGCCUACAAGAAGGCCAUUGACGCACUCUCGCCUGGCGAUGCUAUCACCAUUUUCACACCUGACCCAACGCAUUUCCCCAUUGCCAUGUACGCUAUCGAGAGAGGCAUUCACGUCAUGAUCACCAAGCCUGCUCACAAUGUCUUUGUCUACAUCGAGCACCACAAGCGUUUCGAUCCUGCCUAUGCAGACGCUCGCCAUCGCGCUCUCAAGACCCUGGGCGAAUUCAAUUACUUUUACAGCUACAUGUCACAACCCAAGUCCCAACUCGAGACUUUCAAGGCAUGGGCUGGCAAGGAGUCUGACAUUUCAUACUAUCUGAAUUCUAGUAUGGUUCCUGAUUACAAGCCUGUGAAGGUGACCGGCAGCGCUAGCAAAGGCAUUGCUACCGAUCUGGGCUGUGUCGAAGAGACUGAGGACACAAUCACUCUCCUCGUCGACUGGGAGAAGAAGGAUGGAAGCGGAAGACGUGCUACUGGUGUCUACACAGCGAGUUGGACCGCACCGCAAAAGGCCGGUGUUCACAGCAACCAGUACUUCCACUACAUGGCCAGCAAGGGCGAGGUUCGCGUCAACCAAGCCAAGAGAGGCUACGACUAUGCUCCCGACGAGUCAGGCGACUUUGCUGGUCAAGGAGGUUACGGUUACGUCUCCUUCGAGAAGUUUGUUGAUGCAAUUGUCGCACUCAAGGACGGAAAGGCAUCUCUAGAUGACCUCGACAAGCGUGGCCUGCCGACAUUGAAGAACACUAUCGCUACCGGAGCCAUUCUCGAGGCUGGCAGAAGGAGUCUGGAUGAGAACAGGGCAAUCAAGAUUGUCGAAAAGGAUGGUCAAUGGGAGCUCAAGUAG
Messenger RNA from Aureobasidium uvarum, 1125 nucleotides. The record is from the annotation of a GenBank genome assembly. NCBI's taxonomy places the organism in Eukaryota, Fungi, Ascomycota, Dothideomycetes, Dothideales, Saccotheciaceae.